Molecule: messenger RNA, 1224 nt
Organism: Ascochyta rabiei
Lineage: Eukaryota; Fungi; Ascomycota; Dothideomycetes; Pleosporales; Didymellaceae
Exons: 1
Coding region: 1-1224 (407 amino acids)
Source: RefSeq, a predicted model, not a curated record
AUGCAGCAACCACAGCAGCAUCCCACGUCCACCACUCCGCAAGAUGCACAACAUGCGCACCUUUCACGUGUAAAAUUAUCCAGCUCAUCACACGAACCAUUACAGGAAUUAACACUCAGAUCUAUAUACAGCAAAUCACCCGCAAAUACACAGACUCGAGCACCAGCACAUUUGCCAGCCGAGGUUGAAAUCUCAAAUGUGCUGUCCCAAGCUGGGGCACCGCAUACGUCCCUCUUUGGGAGUUCUGUGCCGUCCUCGACUAUUCCUUGGGGCACACCAUAUAAGCCUGCUGUUCGACAUGCGUCUCACCCUGCCAGUCGGCUAUGUCAGGACUUCCACUGGGUUCCCUACCCACUCGGCCUCUUACCGUAUGACUCGUGGUUCAGACUGCAUCAUCGGCCAGAACAUGCGGAGGGAAAGUCUCUAUUGUGCCCAGUAUGUCUAAAAGAGCGCAAGGUGACGCCCCAUGCGCGGAAGGUAUUCCUGGUUGCAGAGCGUCUGUCAUGGCACGACAAAUCGACAUCUAUCCACGACAAGAGUUUGAACGAGGAAUUAAAUUGGGCCGUCAACUACGAACUAGGAAUUCUGGAUCCAUUUAUUGAAGACCCUGAGCAGGUGCCAGGUGGAAAGAACAGUCGAACAAACAGCUUCUACCCCUAUCAGAACGAUUACGAGAUGAAGAUGGCGUUCAAGUACAUCUUCAUGACCGAGAACAUUACCGAGACUACCUGGGCGCUGUGGAUAGGCACGCAGUUGGAUAUGCAAAAGAUGCUCGGUGGGGAGGUCGAAAAGGCGGUACCAAACGCCUUGAAGCUGCGUGAGGACGGCCUGGAGAAAAGGUCAACCGGCCGCAAGACAGCCGAGCCCGAGACAAUCGAUCUCACAGACUCGCCGCCUCUGAAGAGUCAACCAGCGUUUGGCAUACCUACACCUCCCUACACCUUGAAGAAAGUCGGCGAACCAAGCAAGAGCAAGUUGACAGCUUUUAGAGAACAAGCGGAGGGUGCUACCGUGGCGAAACCGCUUAGCUUUCCCUCAUACUUCGACCAUCGUAGGCGCAUUGUGAGCUACAAAACGCUGCAGGAUUUCUACGGGCUGCUUGAUAAGAUCGAGCGAACUUCUUAUGUUGGCGCUGUAUUUCUCGAGGCAUACGCGGAGAAGUUGCGGGGCGAUAUGUGCAAAGCUUGCUGGUUGAAGCGCAACAUCAACCUAGACCUAUACUGA